AUGGAGCGGGAUCUGGAUUGGACUCCUGAUCCGGUCGAUGCUUUACCUGAUUUCCGUAAGGGAGUGGUGGAAGAUGUGGUGGAAUCACUGAUAUCAAUUUUCGACUCAAAAGACGUGUUCAUGAGUGAACUAACCAAGGUUUUCUCCGAACAGCUGCUUCGUAUCACAAACUACGAUGUUCGGGAAGUCUAUGGCAAGCUCCAGCUGCUGAAAUCGAGAUUCGGCAACUCAGAGUUUGGGUCUUUGGACGUUAUGAUGAAAGACGUCAUUCAAAGUCGCAAGCUGGACAAGCUCAUCAGUUCAGAUAAAGUGCACGCAUCCAUCAUUUCACAUAUGUAUUGGCCGGAAUUGCCAGAAGAGAAAUUCAAAUUACCUGAAGAGAUCCAGAGCUAUUUGCAAGACUACGAAGAGGAAUUCAAGAAUAAGAAAAAAGGACGCAAACUCACCAUCUUCCCGUCUCUUACCUAUGUGGACAUUGAUGUUGAGAUUGGCAAUCAAAUGAGAAAUUUCAAAGUUUCUGCCGAUAAGGCUUCUAUUCUAUAUUCCUUUCUAGAUAUGCCCAAAGGCAGCGAGGUGAAACUCGCUAUAAUUUGCAUGAAGCUCCAAAUACUGCGGGAUAAACACCUACAAAAUUAA
This is a messenger RNA of Ogataea angusta, 636 nucleotides long. RefSeq lists its product as uncharacterized. The coding region runs from base 1 to 636 and encodes 211 amino acids. The record is from RefSeq and is a predicted model, not a curated record. The transcript is spliced from 2 exons. Gene Ontology annotation, biological process: ubiquitin-dependent protein catabolic process. NCBI's taxonomy places the organism in Eukaryota, Fungi, Ascomycota, Pichiomycetes, Pichiales, Pichiaceae. Gene Ontology annotation, molecular function: ubiquitin protein ligase binding. Gene Ontology annotation, cellular component: anaphase-promoting complex.